Podarcis raffonei (Aeolian wall lizard) is the source of this 5003-nucleotide messenger RNA. It is a transcript of the gene FGF14, whose product is annotated as fibroblast growth factor 14. The record is from RefSeq and is a predicted model, not a curated record. The transcript has 5 exons. Gene Ontology annotation, biological process: regulation of cell migration; positive regulation of cell population proliferation; positive regulation of gene expression. Lineage: Eukaryota; Metazoa; Chordata; Lepidosauria; Squamata; Lacertidae. Gene Ontology annotation, molecular function: growth factor activity; fibroblast growth factor receptor binding. Bases 1055 to 1696 code for a protein of 213 amino acids. Gene Ontology annotation, cellular component: cytoplasm.
AGCCUGUAACUCAUAGCCCAGGCUCAGGAGCAGAAUCCAGUGUGUGCCUGCGUCUUUCUCUCUCUCUCUCUCUCUUUCUCUCUCUCUAUCUAUGUGUGUGUGUGUGCAUGAGGGGGGAGGAUCCGUCUCCGUUUCCCCCUAAUGCACGCCAGUGCUGGACGGAGCAGGGAGAGAGAGAGAGAGAAAGAAAGAGAGGAGAGACCUGCCUCUGUCGCGUGUGUGGUUCGCCUGCAUGCUAAGGGCUAAAGAUUUGCAUCUGCUGUGCAACUGGGAACCGCAGGUGCCACACAAUUACAUACAACCCUGAGAUGAUUUGAUGGUAGAAACCAGCACUUUCCGAGGGGAGCACCUGCCUUCAUCCAUCAGACUUGAGCUGGGUGGUAGUGGAGGAGAUCCGGGCGCUGUGCGUUCUCCCUUCCAGGGGCUGCACUAUGGCAGUCUUUUAGUAGGAUGCAUCCUGCUUUGGCUUUGUUCUGCAGAUCCACCCAGCCUCCCAGCCAUCAAGUCACAGGCUAUGGUUUCCUCUGUGGGGAUCUCUCGCGCUUUACUGUUGUCUCGGGUUAGUUUUUGGCCUUGGCUGGAAUUUCAUCGCCUCAUGUCUUGGUUGGCUUCCAUCUGAAAGAGACGAGGAGAAGGAACAGGAACAAGAAGGCAAGCAAGAGAAGGAUCUAUGUCUUUUUUCUUCUUCCACAGUUUUGGGUGAUAAUCCAGCGUCGUUCUGGAGGAGGGAGAUAACCGUUCACCCUGGCUGAAAAACGCAUCCAUUGAGAAGUCUGAAAGAAAUUAACCACGUGAGGGGGAAAGGGGGGGGAGAAAGAAAGGAAAGGAAGGGGAUAAAAAAAAAACAACAACCCUGGGAGAUCAGGAUUUAAUCUUUUUUCCUCUUUUUUGUUUUUGUUUUGUUUUUGUUUUUUUGUUUGUUGUGGUGGCCAAUGAUAAAACUGGUGCCCCUCUGGAGGAGACCCUGAUCUCAAUUUUUAUUAUUAUGCAACAACCACAAGGAUCUCCUCUUUCUCAGGGUGUAUAAGCGCAGGAUUGCUUUUCGCCCAAAUCAAUGUGGUUUCUUUGGAACAUUUUCAGCAAAGGAUCGCAUAUGCUGCAGUGUCUUUGUGGCAAGAGUCUUAAGAAGAACAAGAACCCAACUGAUCCCCAGCUCAAGGGUAUAGUGACCAGGUUAUAUUGCAGGCAAGGCUACUACUUGCAAAUGCACCCUGAUGGAAGUCUCGAUGGAACCAAGGAUGACAGCAGUAAUUCUACAUUGUUCAACCUUAUACCAGUGGGACUUCGAGUUGUCGCUAUCCAGGGUGUAAAAACAGGCUUGUAUAUAGCCCUAAAUGGAGAAGGGUUCCUUUAUACGUCAGAACUUUUUACACCAGAAUGCAAGUUUAAGGAGUCUGUUUUCGAAAAUUAUUAUGUAAUCUACUCAUCAAUGCUCUACAGACAGCAAGAGUCAGGAAGGGCCUGGUUCUUGGGGCUCAAUAAAGAAGGCCAAGUCAUGAAAGGAAAUAGAGUGAAGAAAACAAAACCAGCAGCGCAUUUUCUACCGAAGCCAUUGGAAGUUGCCAUGUAUCGAGAACCAUCUUUGCAUGAUGUUGGAGAAACAGUGCCAAAGGCUGGGGUGACUCCAAGUAAAAGCACAAGUGCAUCGGCAAUAAUGAAUGGAGGCAAACCAGUUAACAAGAGUAAGACAACAUAGCCAGAUCCUCAUGGGUAUUGUGACUUAUUGAGCUCUCUUAAGUACGGCUGAGCAUUUUAUCCUUGCAAGACUGUCUCACUCUGGUGUCUGCGGAUCAGCUGGAGGCAAGCAAAUGCUUGCUCUUCACUCGUCCCAAACUAGGUUAUUGCAAGCGGAUAAAUCUCAACCCGUAACUCCUCCUACAGCAAAGAAGACACCUGGUUAACCAGCUGAACUCAGACCAUGGAAUGCCCUACCAGAUAUGGAAUGCCUUUUUAAUAUCUUUUCUGUGACUGUGACACCUCAUGUGAAUGACAUACUUCACAAGUACACUUGAUAUCCUGCCUGCUGACAGUUACCCAUAACCCCCCUUUUGAGUCCAGGAAACCCAUGUGUUUUAAGUUCAAUUUUGUAGCACACAAAAUAAGUAAUUUCUAGAUAGAUGCUGUAAACCUGUGCUAUUAUGAAUUUUCUCUUCUUCCCCCUUUUUUACAAGGCUGCUCGCUCUGCUGUUUGUGUGACUCCUUUGCAGGGAUUGUGUUUCUCUCAGAGUUAAACGUUGCUGGUGGCUUAGUUCUGAAAAGCAAUCAGGGAAUCAGGGGAGCCUUCGAAACCCUAUUCGGAAUUAUACCUGUCAAGGAAUAGGAUCAUUGUCUCAGAGGUACAAAUGGGGAUUCGGCGUGAAUACUCUCUAGUGUGUUCUUGAGGUUAGCAUUACUGAGAAGGGAAAAGCAUCAAACAUGGCCAGUCAACAAUCUCUCGAGGCCAAUGUUUGACACCCCCUGCCAGUUUCUUUUUGUGUGUGUGUUUUAUACAUAUCACAGGCUUACUGGUAAUGGUAACAUUUGCCUUGCCCAGCGAGCAAGACCCACACAUUUUUGGGAAAGUGGGUCCAAAGAACUCUGUAGGCCUUGUAGGCCUGAACUAAGGCUCAUUUUUCACCUACUAGUCCUCAUUAUUUGAAAGUUAAAGAAAAAAAAUUAAGAUGAAUGAAAAUUGCGCUACCUAAGUCCAUUUCGAAACAAUAGAAUCCUUCCUGUUUUUAAUGAAUGGAACGUAAUCCCAUCCUUAUUUUUUUUUGGCUGUAGUCCACUCUCUUACUCAGCAAAGCAUGGGCAAGGAAGUUACUGUGUUCUUUUUUGCAGCACCAAUGCAAGGGGUAGAAUAUACUUUAAUACUUUCAGUGUUUUAAAAAAAGAGGGAAGUUUUUCAAUGGGACAUAUUUAAAGAGUUCCUUUGUGUUUCUUUCUAAAAAAGCUCAGCAUGCAGAGUUUAAUGCUCUCUAUAUAAUUUCACCAGUACCACGUUUCCAGUCCAGCUUUUUAAGAUAAUAUAUGCCCACCAAAUUGCUAGGUUUACGGUGCCUUGCCUUGAUCUCAGUAUUCUUUCCAUUGUACUACAUGAACCUAGGAAAAUUCUAACACAAUUACAAGGCUAAGAACUUUUACCAUUUGAUUGCUUAAUAAAACAAAUACUGUUGAUAUUUCCUGGAUAUCAGUUUAAGAGUGGGUUGAAGCCAAUUGAGAAAUGACAAAUGGCCAGAAGUCUUAGGAGACAUGAGAAAAAUGCUGUUAAGACGUUAAGUAAAUUGGUAAAGAAUUCGAAAGUGCUGAUUAGAAAACUUGAUAAAAGCAGAAGGCAUGCUAUGGACCAAAAUGUACCUCAGUUCUGGAAAACCACGUAUUAGACUAUUCGGUGUUCAUUUUCAUGUCCCCCCCCCCUCAUUUCAUUUUUUGAGACUGUGUUUUCAGAAUGGCUUUUAAAAAUUGUUUCACAUUUACAUAAAUUAUGAUCUGUUGAAAUGUUCAGCCUGCUUAGGUAGUCAACUAAAUUGAACAUUGGUUAACUCUUGACGCUUACAAGAUUUUCAUAACAGCUUCUAUUUUAAUAAGCAAACACUUGAUAUACAUCCAAGUAGGUUAUGUGAUGUUGCUUAAGUAGAAAUAUACAAUGUAAGCAUUCAGACCAAUUAAUUUAUGUUUUAUUUCCAUUUAAGACAAGAGACUGUUUAAGGUUGGUUCUUUUUAACCAGAAGAGUGAAGCACAUAAAAUGAUGCUCAAUUUUCCAAGCGCUUAAAAAGACAAAAGAAGAAGAAACUAAAGAGGUGUUUAAAAGCUAUGAAAACGGUAUGUGCACAAAAAUAAACCCUGAGCAUCCUUUUACCCAGUGGCUUUCUCAAAACACUCUCUUGUGUUCUCUACCACAUAGGGACAAAAAGGACCAACUUCCCCUCCAUUAAUUGGAUGUUCAGGGUGAUCAGCAGGUGGUGUGGCCUUCUCAUGCAGGUACACUUAUGUGCAAGGGCUGUGUAGUAAAUACUGAAACUGAAGGUCUCUAAACUAUCCAUACUUUGCUCUCAAAUGUGAAAUGUUUUGUGUUAUUCUCUAAAGACUCAGUUCCAGCAGCCUGCUGACUUUCAUUCUAAAUAGACAAUUAAGUUUCUAUACUGUGCAACUGGAAUUAAUACAACACAAAGUUAUAAAACAGGAAAGCAAAAUAAAAAAGAUGUGAAAUGCAUUCUUUUUGCAAAAUUUUGGAAUCAGUUUUGUAUUGGUGGAUGAAGAAUGGGAGAGGCAGGUGUUGGGUAUACAGUUGACUUUAGCACUGGGAAGUAUGAAGAUGGUACCCUAUCUGGUCAGCUCAUGCAACUGAUUUUAUAAAGCCAGCAUAGGAAAAAAAAUUCCGCCCCUACUGCAUCUUAAUCCAGACUGCACUCAUCACAGUAUAGUCUGUUGGGUCUACCCUGUACUGGCAAUUCUUCAUCUUUUCAUCUAUGGAGAAGCUCAUGAGACAUAAUCAAAGUUCUGCAAAAUGGGAUCAAUAUCCUUUGAAACACAACAAUUUAAUUUCCAACAUGCAAACUCAUAUUGCCAAGCCAACCGGUUGAGAGUGGCUAAUAUAAUGUUAAGGCUGAGUUUAUUUUUGUAAUGUGAAUGGUUGGCGCUGUACUGUAAGUAGAACACACAAUGUCACCUUUGGCAUUCUCUUCUGUGUCUGGAAGGGUCUUAAACCAGUGGAGAACCUGUUUCAGCACAAAGGAGAGGAUUCAUUGUUUCUUGUGCUUCAGUUACUCCUUUAGGUUUGUCUCUUGUCUCAUCUGCUGCAUGGGAAGAGGAUGGUAAUGAUGAACUGCAUGUCGUAGGCUAUAUGUAUCAGACCUGUUGGUAUGUACUGCUAAACUGACAUACAUAUAAGCAAUGAGUUUGUCUGCAUUGUACAGUUUGUGUUUAUUACCAUUUUGUUGUAUACACAGAUGCAACAUAUUGAAUAAAAUAUUUGUAUGAAGGCAUAUUAAAAAAAAACCCAACAUUUGAUAUUUUACCCCCC